Messenger RNA from Fragaria vesca subsp. vesca, 3314 nucleotides. RefSeq lists its product as uncharacterized. NCBI's taxonomy places the organism in Eukaryota, Viridiplantae, Streptophyta, Magnoliopsida, Rosales, Rosaceae. The record is from RefSeq and is a predicted model, not a curated record. The transcript is spliced from 4 exons. Bases 262 to 2979 code for a protein of 905 amino acids.
UACUCUACUUCGCCUUUGAUCUCUGUUAUUAUAAACUCGCUGCUUUCUCUUACCAAUCCGCCACCGACACGCAUUGCUCCAUCUCCGACGCCGUCGCUGUUUCCGUCACCGGCGUUUUGUGUCUCCGCAUUACCACAGCUUCACUCCGAUUGGCCUGCAUCUGCGAAUCAAUCCUAAUGUGCAGCUGAAUAAGAAACAUAUGGAGCUUCCUUGUAGCAAGGUUUUCCAGGUACGAUAAACAGGGGGAUCACAGAUACUACCAUGGAUGGGCGUUUUGAACCCACAAGGAAUUCCAAUGACCAACAAUCUCUAGGAACAAGUGGAAACGCACUGCGCCAAGCAAGCCAAUGUUUGAAUCCCCAAUCCAAGUUCAAAUCACAAAAGCCUAGUUUGUCCUAUGCUGAUCUCCAUCAUGAAAUUACCAAAAAUGUAAAAGAUAUCCCACCCAUCUCUGAUGGAAACCACCAAAAGCAACGUAUUGAUAGAAAGACAACUGAAGCUGAUGAACUUGUCAAGUAUAUGUCAAAGUUGCCGAGCUAUCUUCAGAGAGGAAAAAACCUCCAGGAGAAAGCUCUAAAUGUUGGAGUUCUUGACUGGGGGCGCCUAGAAAAAUGGCAGUAUAGCCAUAAACAGAUGCCAUACAGAAGUAGCAGGUAUUCACCGUCCAGUAGUAAUACAACCUCAUCCUUUUCGACAGAUGAAUCAUCAACCCAUUCUAGCAGAGGUCACAGCUGUUCUCCUGCUCGUCUUAGGAUGCACCGUCCUUCCCUCCAAUCUCAUUUCAUGAUUUCUCCAUCGGAAGGGCCUUCUGAAGUUGUCAAAUCCUUUAGAGAAAGUGUUGGAAAGUUUCAGGAUCCUGAAGCUGACCAGAGUGACAAUCUGAAUGGACCGGAGAAGUUCAUUAGACCAGAUAAGUCCUUCAUCAAGUUGCCACAGUGCAAGAGAAAAGGUUCAGACCCAAAGACUGAGCCAGAAAAAGGAAUGCGGAAUGGGUUACAGUCUGAGAUGGCAGCCACAGAUUUAAGGGUAAAGAAAAACUCUCAUGAUGCUGAGUUUCCGAAGAAAGUAGACAAAUUGCAGCAGCCAUGUUCAGAAGAAACCCCUGAAGGUUGCAAUAGAAUUGUUCUGCUUUUGCCUAGAGAUGUUCCUGAACGAAAUCAUUCUGGGCCUGGGAUCCCUCACAUUUCUGAUUCUGAAACACUGGGUCAAAGAGCUGCAGAAACUUCUCGACUAAGCUUGCCAGAGAGACCAAAGGAGGCCUCCUUUGCAGAGCUCAAUUCUGAUCUCCCCCAUUCGUGCCGUUUUCCUUCUGAAGUUGAUCGUAAACACUUUAGGGUAAAACAUCUCGGCUCCACUGGUGCAGCAAGUGGCAGCUUUCACUCUAAUACAAUUGGCUCAGCAUCACAGUUGGCUCUAAAAUCGUCAACAGGAACGAGCCCAUCCAGAGCCAGAAUUCUUGAAAACAAAAAAGCAACUGGAGUAUCAACAUCUUCAACUUUAACUGAGUCUCAUAGAGGAUCAGAUUUAAAGCCAGGCAAAGUAACUGCUGAAAAAGUAAGAAGCUCAUCACCUUUCCGCCGAUUAAGCAUUGCUGUAGGUAAGAUGAGUAAAACCUCCAGUUCUAAAGACUCAUCAGAGGUACAACAGCUUAGGUCCACAACUUUCCAGUCUAGACCUGAUCCGGGGAACAAUGUGGCUUCCACUUUCCUGGAUACUUCAGACAUUGAUAAGGCCAAUGCCACUGGCAAAGCCAGAUCCAGCCCGCUGAGGAGGUUACUGGAUCCACUGCUGAAGCCCAAGGUAGCCAACUGCCAUCACUCAGUGGAGUCAUUGGAGAAAGAUUCCAUAUCAACAAACAAGCUAGGCAUGACUGGUUGUAGGGAAAUUAAUGUCAAUGAAUUCUCUACAGAUAGGAAGACUAGACCAUCAGCAGUUCAAGCUCUUCUACGAGUUGCUGUUAAAAAUGGGCUUCCCCUGUUUACAUUUGCAGUACACAAUGACGUUGACAUUCUUGCGGCCACAAUGAAGAAGUUGAAUAGCUCAGGAAAGGGUGAUUGCAGUUGUAUCUACACAUUCUUCAGUGUGCGGGAAGUUAAGAAAAAGAAUGGAACUUGGCUGAAUCAUGGAAGCAAAGGCAAGGGUCAUGAAUACAUCCGUAAUGUUGUUGCUCAAAUGAAGGUUUCUGAUUCACAGUUUCCCAAUUUGAUUAGAUUGGAUCAGUUUAGCGUGAGAGAGUUUGUGUUAUUUUCAGUAAACCUUAAGCAGGCAGAUUGUCAAACCUCAGACUUCCAGGCAAAUGAUGAACUUGCAGCCACUGUUGUCAAAAUCCCGAAAAAGAGUCAGACAUCAUCUACAGAUUGGCGUCAAAGGGAUACCUAUAAUGACUUGCCUGUGCUUGGGUCAGAAGAGUGUUUGUCAAAGGUGAGACGUCACUCCUAUUCUGUGGAAGAUGUACAGAGCAAGCAGUUUGUUGGUAGUCAAGGCCUCAUUUGCACAACAGUCAUACUUCCUAGUGGUGCCCAUAGUCUUCCGAGUAACGGAGGACCAUCAUCUCUGAUUGAACGUUGGAGUACAGGUGGGUCAUGUGACUGUGGGGGUUGGGAUUUGGGUUGCAAAUUACGGAUAUUGGAAAACCAGAAUCAAGCCAGUGAGAAUUUGACCUCACAUAAGGUUUGUUCGAUUCCAGAUCGCUUCGAGCUUUGCUAUCAGGGAGUACAAGAAAACCAACCUGCUUUAAGUUUAGCCCCAUUCAAGGAUGGGAUCUACUCAGUUGAGUUCAGUUCUUCACUCUCAGUUUUACAAGCAUUCUCCAUUUGUAUAGCAGUGUUAGAUAGUAGGAAUCUAUGUGAGUUCUCAGAGUUCCGGGAAAGCAAAGCAACAGUGCAAGAUGAUGGAACAAGUGAUCCAAAUCAAACAGAAGGGGAAGUUCCUGCAAGAUAUGCCUCAUAUCCCCCUCUUUCACCAGUCGGGCGUGUCUAGUUUUACUGUGACUGCAUCUCAUAUUUACAAUAUAUAUCUUCAGUUGGUCGGGUUGGCAUUGUACAAAAUUUGCUGUUGGUGCCUAUACUUGAUUUCCUGAGCGAAGCUGUAUUUAGUGCAUCGAAUAUAUUGUAAGAGGAACUGUUUCGUCUGUUUAAAAUGUGCAUAUAGCGAGUCUCUAGUAGGUUAUCUCCUAAAUCUCAAUAAACUCCAUUUAAGAUGGCAAUAUUCAUCAUGGAGAAUGUUGAAUACAAUAACUGGAGAAUUGGGUGCAAGCCCCCUCCUUUGAUAUUGAAACAAGGAUCCUGCAGUCUAUUUAUAUUGCUUCUUGGUUA